AAAGAGAGAAGGGAUCUUUGGCAUCUGCUCUGUGGAAAGCCAUACAAGGCAUCUACCACGAAGCCUCAGACGUUUUCAGCAAACACGGACAAGGAAGACCUGUUAGGACUCUUAAAAUGGCGACCACGCCCAGGUCCGCGCAGGACAACCCGUCACGCGUACAUGAUCAUGAAGGGUUCAGAAAUGAUGACAGCACGCUGUCUCCGGGACAGCCCGGGAUGGAUCAUGCAAGCUCCACCGCCGAUUCGGUUCAAGAGAGGCCGCCAUCUUCGGAGGAUCCUGCAAACACCGGUUUAGCACGAGUUCGAAAGCGUGGGUCUUUCCUGGAACGUUGUCGUCGGAAAGCUUGGCUCCUACCAAUCAUUCACACUCACUUCUGGUAUGCAGCUUGCUUCUCCCUGCUGGGCCCAUAUUUCUCAAUGCUGGCAGUAUCUAGAGGUCUUCCAGCCUGGAAUUAUGGGUUCGUUUUCUUGAGCUUCAAGAUCGCCAUGCUCAUAGGCUCAGUCUUCGCCGAAAGACUGAUGACGUAUCUUAAACCUUCCACGGUGUACCUCACCGCUCAGGGAGGAUAUUUUUUCUGUUCGCUAGCGUUUGGGAUACUGUACUGGUCACCGGGAGGCGAUGUGCUCUUGGGUCUUGCUAUAACAUUUGCCAUUUUCGGAGGCUUCUUUGCUGUCACAUACUCAGUCUCUGUGUAUUCCAUCGUCAUCGAGAGGUUCACCGGCAAUUCUGGGAUUAUCAUUGCAACAUUCGUGUGUCUCUGGGGAAUUGGCAGCAUGACAGGUCCUAUUCUAGGCGGUGUGCUCAUUCGUCUGUGGGACCACCCCGUGCCGUUCUUCGUCAUCGGAGCCAUCAUGAUGCUAUCCUUCCCAGUCAUAGCAAAGCGAGGACCGAUACCGAAAGGACACAGACGUGUGAUAACAGACAACAACUCUUCAGAGCAAGUGGAGUACUGUAAAGCUAUCUGCGAUCCUGUCUUCCUAACCGCCAUGGUAACCGUGAUGCUCAGCGGGGUCAUAUUUGGCUUCAACGAACUCACCUUAGCGGCUUACCUUCAUCAGGUUAAUCUUACCACUACAGAGAUUGGUUCUGUGUUCUUGGCGCAAUGCGUCAGCUAUUGCCUCGGUGCAGUGCCUGUGGGCAUAAUUUGCGACCGAGAUUUUGAUGAACUCUUCAUGUUCAUCGGUCAGUCCCUAACCGCAAUCGCCUACCUCAUCCUGGGGCCUGCACCUUUUCUGCCCGUGGCUCCGUCCCUAUGGAUGAUCUAUCCAUCUCAAGUGCUUACCGGUUUCGGCUUGGUCUGCCAAUUCGUCAGUUCUUACAGCCUCGCCCACAAGAGACUACUUAAGAAAGGCUACCCGGACACAGUUCGAACCAGCGGCUUCGUGUCUACCUGUUUCUACACCUUUCUAGUAUUCGGCUCAACCGCUGCAUCUCGCAUCGCCGGAUUCGUGGUCGAAAGAUUAGGCUACAGGACGGCGUCCCUGCAUCUCUUUUCCACUCUGACUCUGUGGGCAGGAGUAACAUUCGUGGUAUGGUUAAAUACCGUGUACUGCAACGGGAGCUCUACAUCAGGAUCUGAUAUCUCUCCGAAGCCGACCACUACCAGGCGUGGAGAUGAUACGUGAUAGACUAUGGCGCGCUACAUCGUAGAUAUAUACAGGGUGUUUCACGAAAAAUGAGUCAAAGUUGAAAAAAAAAAAGGUUCAUCGCAUACAAAAAAGACUGACUGC
Molecule: messenger RNA, 1733 nt
Organism: Ornithodoros turicata
Lineage: Eukaryota; Metazoa; Arthropoda; Arachnida; Ixodida; Argasidae
Product: MFS-type transporter SLC18B1-like
Exons: 13
Coding region: 117-1628 (503 amino acids)
Biological process (GO): transmembrane transport
Molecular function (GO): transmembrane transporter activity
Source: RefSeq, a predicted model, not a curated record